AAGGGGGGGAGGGAGCGGAGGACGGGAGGAGAGGAGAUUCUCCUCGGGAAUCAUCGGGCCCCGGGGUCAGGGACAGUGUGUGAAAAGGUUUCAGGCAGCAGGUGUCUUCGGGCGCGGAGAGAUGAAAAUCUCGCGUCGGUAUUUAUCACCCGAAAAACCCCGGCCACGCCCAUACUUCGAUGGCCACAAAUCAAUCAAUAAAGAGAGGACACGGGCUCUGCCGAAGAGGAUGUUCGAGGUGCAGAUACCGACAUUGCCUUGCAGCGAGCGGCAACGUGCAGACGAGGGAAAUUCCCAAUUCCGAAGAAACGACGUUUCCUCCCUUCGUAUUCGCCCUCUCGCAAUCUUACACUUUUCUCCAAAUCGCAACUCGUCGUCCUUAUCGAACACUGUACAUCCUCCUAAGAGACACGCCCCCGUAAAGGAGACAACUUUGGGAGAUAUCGAAAGGACAGAAGUCGAAUCAAUUUAGUAUUAAACCUAUGUUAUCUUAUAACUUAGAGCAGAUUGUUGUAAUUUAUUGCAUUAAUUA
This is a messenger RNA of Pogonomyrmex barbatus (red harvester ant), 532 nucleotides long. RefSeq lists its product as uncharacterized. The record is from RefSeq and is a predicted model, not a curated record. NCBI's taxonomy places the organism in Eukaryota, Metazoa, Arthropoda, Insecta, Hymenoptera, Formicidae.